GCAUAAUCGUAGAUUGCCAUUGAAUUUUUCCGCACACAAAAUUUCGUGAAAGUUAUUAAUAACUCGUUCUCAACAUCUACAAUUUUACUUGCCUUCAAGAUGUUUCGUCAAUUAACAUCGAAAUUUACUUACCCGUUGAUCAGAGCAUUUUCGACCUCAACUCGGUCAAAUAUGAAAGUUACCGUUCUUGGAGCUGCUGGCGGCAUUGGUCAACCACUCUCUCUGCUGCUUAAGCAAUGUCCACUGAUCAACGAGCUAGCUCUUUACGAUAUCGCAAACACUGCCGGUGUAACAGCGGAUAUUUCGCAUAUUAAUACGCCGGCUGUUGUGUAUGGUUUUGAUGGGAAAGAAAGAUUGAACGAGGCAUUACACAAUUCAGAUAUCGUAAUGAUUUCAGCUGGACUGCCACGAAAGCCUGGCAUGACGAGAGACGACUUGUUCACGUCUAAUGCAGGAAUUGUGCAGGAAAUGGGAACUGCAAUAGCAAACGUCUGCCCACAAGCAUUAGUUGGUCUAAUAACCAAUCCAGUCAACUCAUGCCUGCCCGUUUUAUGUGAAACGAUGAUGAAGGAACAGAAAUUUGACCCGAGACGUGUCAUCGGCGUAACAACGUUAGACGAAGUACGAGCAGCUACAUUCGUUGGAAUGGCAACUAAUAUUGAUCCGUCAACAUUACAUAUACCGGUUAUUUGCGGGCAUUCUGGCAUAACUAUCGUACCGUUGUUAUCGCAAUGCAAUCCGUCAGUUAACAUUCCCGAAAAAGUGGCCCAUCAAAUCACAGAAAGUAUACGUGAUGCUGGUACGCGAGUUGUCGAAGCCAAGGCUGGUAAGGGUUCAGCGACAAUAGCGAUGGCAUGGGCAGGAGCAAACUUUGCUCUAAAAUUGAUACAAGCACUACGUGGCGAAAGCAAUAUUGUUGCUUGCGGUUUCAUAUUGUCGGAUAUUUGCGACACAAAAUAUUUUUCAUUGCCAAUGAUGCUAGGACGAACGGGUGUUCGAGUUGCAUACGGUCUACCUAAAAUGAACAAGUACGAAGAAGAGUUGCUGCGAAUGGCAGUUCCGGAGUUAAAAGAGAAUGUUGAAAAAGGCAUUGAAUUUGCUCGAAAUGGCAAGGCGGCUGCCGAGAAGAGCCAAUCGUGAUUUCGGAAUGCAUUGCAUCUUCAAAUAAAAUAUUUCUUGACUAAUUUGGUUAUAAAUCACAGUUUUUAAUAAACGUUGGACACUGACUCUUAUGGAGAAGUGUCCUUUCAACCUUGUC
Messenger RNA from Bradysia coprophila, 1258 nucleotides. Its product is annotated as malate dehydrogenase, mitochondrial-like. The record is from RefSeq and is a predicted model, not a curated record. Gene Ontology annotation, molecular function: L-malate dehydrogenase (NAD+) activity. Lineage: Eukaryota; Metazoa; Arthropoda; Insecta; Diptera; Sciaridae. Gene Ontology annotation, biological process: tricarboxylic acid cycle; malate metabolic process. Gene Ontology annotation, cellular component: cytoplasm; mitochondrion.